AUGGCUGCCUCUGAGAAGCUCCAGGGCGACUCACUCGAAGCGGCGGGACCCGGUCCGGGCGAGUCACUCAGUCGGACGACCAGAAAAGCAUUAGCUAAGAUCUCGGACCGUCCUGCGCCCGACAAGGCUCGCUUUCUUCUCUUCAAUGGCUUCUUCGCUUCAACUUUGAUACUUCUCCACGUCGGCUUCCAGAUCCUGCCGAGUCCGUUCUGGUUCUUCGGCUCUACACAGCAUAUCUUCUGGCGGAGCAUCUUGCACACCAAGACAAUGUUCGCACAGUUGCUCAUCUAUAUCUCGCAAACCUUUGGCCCCACAAAGAUCAUCUUGACGUCCGAGGGCAAAGAUCUCGACCUGUCGGCGAUCGUCAAGCGCGACGCAAAGGGCAAAGUCAUUCACCUGACGCUGCCCGAACGAUCUAUCAUUCUCGCGAACCAUCAGGUCUAUUGCGACUGGUCAUAUAUAUGGAAUCUGCUCUACUUUGCCGAGCUUCACAACGCGAUCGUCAUCAUCCUCAAGAAAUCACUCAAAUGGAUCCCCAUCGUCGGACCAGCCAUGCAAAUGUUUCAAUUCAUCUUCCUCUCCCGAAGCUGGGAUGCGGAUCAAUCUGUACUCAAGCGACAGAUUGGCAAGAUGGCUGCCAAGGCUCAGGAAUCAUCAGAGCCAUUGUCGCUCCUCAUAUUCCCAGAGGGCAAUUUGGUCAGUCAACUGUCCAGACCGAUUAGCAAGAAAUACGCAGACAAGAGCGGCAUUGCCGAUAUGAAGCAUCAGAUCCUGCCACGGUCGACCGGCUUGCUUUUCUGUUUGCGAGCGCUUGCCAAAGAAGUUCCGAGUCUCUCCGUCAUCGAUAUCACGAUUGGCUACGAAGGUAUCCCAGAGGGGGACUACGGACAAGACUAUUACUCGCUCCAGAGCAUAUUCGGAGCGGGACAAUCGCCCCCAGCAGUUCACAUGCAUGUGCGGACGUUCAAGGCCAGCGAGCUACCGCUCGGUCACGACUUGACAGAAGCAGACCACGCCACGCCGGAAGAGCGAAAGAUCUUUGAUGAUUGGGUCCGCAGUCGAUGGCAAGAGAAAGACCAUCUUCUCGGUCGUUUCUAUGCGAAGGGUAGCUUCAUAGAAGGCAAACGAGGUGUCUCAAAGGUGACAGAGGCGUACGGUCCGAUAUCUAUACCCAUCGAAGCAAAGACAAGCAAAGACACCAACAUCUUACUGGGCUCCUGUAUUCCCGGAGCGAUCAUGAUUGCCGCUUUGACAAAGUAUCUCAUCUAUGGCUUCUAG
Mixia osmundae IAM 14324 is the source of this 1278-nucleotide messenger RNA. RefSeq lists its product as uncharacterized. Lineage: Eukaryota; Fungi; Basidiomycota; Mixiomycetes; Mixiales; Mixiaceae. The record is from RefSeq and is a predicted model, not a curated record. The transcript is spliced from 8 exons. Gene Ontology annotation, molecular function: acyltransferase activity. The coding region runs from base 1 to 1278 and encodes 425 amino acids. Gene Ontology annotation, cellular component: endomembrane system.